Messenger RNA from Haliotis rufescens (red abalone), 2820 nucleotides. RefSeq lists its product as uncharacterized. Bases 1 to 2820 code for a protein of 939 amino acids. Gene Ontology annotation, biological process: proteolysis; DNA integration. The record is from RefSeq and is a predicted model, not a curated record. The transcript has a single exon. Gene Ontology annotation, molecular function: aspartic-type endopeptidase activity; nucleic acid binding. NCBI's taxonomy places the organism in Eukaryota, Metazoa, Mollusca, Gastropoda, Lepetellida, Haliotidae.
AUGGAGACUAGCUCUACACCUUUUGUUGGGAGGAGAGAGAAGGAACCACCAAUGUUUAUUGAUUUAGCACUUAAUGGUCAGCCAUUAAGCAUGGAGCUGGAUACAGGUGCCACAUUUUCAGUGAUUAAUGAGGACACUUACAGAUCGUUAGGGAAAGAUCCACCCAAACUAGGACCUCCUCAUACCUUGUUACGUACUUACCCAGGUGAGAAGAUACCUCUGCUUGGUUCAUGCUCAGUGAAAGUGAACUACGGCAAACAGUCAGCAGAACUGCCAGUGAUUGUAAUGAAAGGGAGAAGAGCUAAUCUCUUUGGUCGCGACUGGCUGCGACAUGUUCGUCUAGACUGGGGAACAAUCCUCAGAGUAGAUUGUGAUGAUGUGCAAAGUAUCCUUAACUCACAUUCCGAUGUCUUCAAGGAGGAACUUGGUGAGUUGAAAGAUACAAAAGUGAAGAUUAACAUAUCUAUUCCUUCACAACCACGCUUCUACAAGCACAGGAACAUGGCCUAUGCCUUGAGGGACAAGGUUGAGAAUGGACUUGAACGAUUAGAGCAGCAGGGUGUCAUAAAACCAGUGCAGUACUCAGAGUGGACAGCACCCAUCGUACCAGUGUUGAAGUCGGAUCAGUCUUCAGUGCGCAUAUGUGGAGAUUACAAACUAACAGUCAACCAGGUUGCUAAACCAGAUUGUUACCCAAUACCCAGGAUUGAGGACUUAUUUGCAUCACUCUCAGGUGGUCGCAAGUUUACGAAAUUGGACAUGAGUAAUGCCUACCAGCAGAUAGUGUUGGACGAUGAUUCCAAGAAACUCACCACAAUUAACACCCAUAAAGGUCUAUACGAGUACCAACGAUUACCUUUUGGGGUGUCGGCAGCUCCUGCUAUCUUCCAGCGGACAAUUGAAUGUCUUCUCAGCGACUUGCCACAUGUGUGCGUCUACCUCGAUGAUAUUCUCGUCACAGGUGUUGAUGAUGCAGAACACAACAAGAAUCUGAAUGAAGUCCUUGACAGAUUGCAGAAAGCAGGUUUGCGUCUAAACGCUUCAAAGUGUCACGUCAAGAAAGACUCAGUCACUUACCUGGGACACCGGAUUGACGCACAGGGACUGCAUCCAUUAGAGGAGAAGGUAAACGCUAUUGUGUCCGCACCAGCUCCUCAGAAUGUGACAGAGUUAAAGUCAUUCCUUGGGAUGGUACAGUACUACCAGAGAUUCCUGCCAAAUCUCUCCACGACGUUAGUGCCACUACAUGGGUUACUACAAAAGGACGCUCCAUGGUCAUGGACCAAGAAGCAUGAUACAGUAUUUCUAAAGGUGAAAUCUCACUUGUCUUCAUGUAAGGUCUUGACUCACUACAAUCCAGACCUUCCUCUCAACUUAGCAGCUGAUGCUUCUCCAUAUGGAGUUGGUGCCGUCCUGUCACACAUCAUGCCAGAUGGUACUGAGAAGCCUGUGGCGUUUGCGUCACGUUCCUUGUCACCUGCAGAAAAGAACUAUUCACAGCUUGAUAAAGAAGCACUGGCAAUAGUGUUUGGCAUAAAGAAAUUUCACCAGUAUUUGUUCGGACGAAACUUUCAGCUGUUAUCAGAUCACAAACCCCUCAUGGGUCUACUUGAUGCAGAGAAAGGCAUUCCAGUGAUGGCGUCAGCCAGACUCCAGAGAUGGGCCUUGAUGCUGGCAGCGUAUGAUUACAGUAUUGUGUAUAAACCAGGCUCAAAGUUAGCAAACGCAGAUUGUUUGAGCAGAUUGCCUUUGCAAACCUCUGUGUCUGUGCCGCCUGUUCCAGGAGACACAAUAAUGCUCCUCGAGAACAUGGCAGAAUUCCCAGUGAAUGUGCGACAAAUUCAGUUUUGGACAAGGAAGGAUCCCUUGUUAGCUAGAGUGAAGAAGUUAGUGGAAUGUGGUUUUCCAGAAAACCUGAAGCCAGAUACAGAGCUAAAGCCAUAUAUUCAGAAGAAAACUGAGCUAAGUGUUCAGGAUGGUGUGAUUCUGUGGGGUAACAGAGUAGUGGUUCCACCUCAGGGUAGGAAACAGUGUGUAGAUGUGUUGCAUGAAGCUCACCCUGGAAUAGCUAGGAUGAAAGCUAUUGCCAGAGGUCUUGUAUGGUGGCCGUGCAUUGAUUCAGAGCUGGAGAACAAGGUCAGGACUUGUUCCAUAUGUCAGGAGAGUCGUUCUUCACCCUGCGAAGCAAAGUUACAUCCGUGUGACUGGCCGUCUAAACCAUGGUCACUUCUGCACAUUGAUUAUGCAGGUCCCUUACAAGGUCAAAUGUUCCUCAUCAUCGUAGACUCUCACUCUAAGUGGAUGGAUGUUUUCCCUGUCAACAGUGCAACUACGAGUGCCACUCUUGAGUGUCUUCGGAGAACAUUUUCCAUUCAUGGUCUACCUGAGACAAUAGUGUCUGAUAAUGGGACAUGUUUCACAAGUGAUGAAUUUGCUAUAUUCAUCAAGAGAAAUGGAAUUAAACACAUCUGUACAUCCCCUUACCAUCCAGCGUCCAAUGGACUGGCAGAGAGGAGUGUCCAUACGUUCAAACAGGGAUUUAAGAAGCUCAGCGGCGGUUCCAUCAACACCAGGGCGUCAAGAUUCCUGUUCAGGUAUCGUAACACUCCGCAGACUACGACAGGGCCAUCUCCAGCGCAGUUACUAUUGGGAAGACGUCCACGUUCCCAUCUUGACUUGCUUCACCCUGACAUCGGUGUUAAAGUUCAGCAUAAACAAGAGAAGCAGGCAAACUACCACAAUAGACAUACAAAGUCACGGGAGUUCGCUGUCGGUGAUCUUGUUUACGUCAGGAACUUUCUUGGUUACCAGGGGAGAUAA